AUGCGGAAGCGUCGCGAGCUUGCCGCCGAGCGCUUGGCUGCUGCUCCACCGGACUCUUGCUCCGAAGCACCAUGUCGGCUGGCCGAGGAUUUGCGCACCAUAGUCACCGCAAAAAUAAUUCAAGGCCAGGUGCCGCCCGGAGACCCCGUUGGCCUGCUUGCCGCCCAGUCUGUGGGUGAACCCUCCACCCAGAUGACACUGAAUACCUUCCAUUUUGCCGGGCGCGGUGAAAUGAACGUGACUCUGGGCAUUCCCCGACUGCGGGAGAUUCUGAUGGCCGGUUCCGCAGUGGUCAAACUGCCUCUGGGCAUCGGAGUGGACUACGGCUCCGACACCUGUAAUCUGACUAAACGUCUGGAAGUGGAACUUCGUGAUCAGGGCAAGUCGACGCAAAUAAAGAGCUUCGCACUCAAGGCUCUGGCUCGCCAGCAGAUGGCCGCAUCCAGGGGUGAAGGUGAAGCCGAAGAUGAGGCGGGCUCUGGACCCCGAAAGACAUCCGAUCGCGACGAGUGGAAUGAAGACGAUGGAGCUGAGGCCAUUCGCCGGCGGCGUCUGGAAGCUGAAGACGAACCCGUUGCUGAGGUGGACGGUGCAGAAGUUGACCUUGACGAGGACGAUGAUGAGGUCGCCGAACUGCGCGAGAUUGGCCUCGAUCCUGAGGCCAAUAAGGAGGAUGCAGCCGACGAGGACUCGAACUGGCCCUUCAACGAGGAAUCUUCUCCUCCCGCAGAAGGCACUGCAAAGAAGACGACCUCAAGCUCGUCUGCCAAAAACCGGAAGGCGUCUGAUGAGAAUAAAGCAGCAGUGCCUUCAACGUCGGCGGCGGCAGAUGCAGCUAAAAGUACAGGGGUGGAGGAGAAUAAGAAUGAGGAGAUAGAGGACAUUGAACUUGAUCGCAAUGAAGAUGACCCUGUUGAGGAGCUACUUCUACCUGAAGAUCAGGGCAUCAACGAAGAGGAAAACGCACUGCCAGAAAUGGAUCCAAAACGCGUCGAGGUAUGCGACCACUAA
Molecule: messenger RNA, 1011 nt
Organism: Dibothriocephalus latus
Lineage: Eukaryota; Metazoa; Platyhelminthes; Cestoda; Diphyllobothriidea; Diphyllobothriidae
Source: the annotation of a GenBank genome assembly